CCUCAUUCCUGACCGAUGGCGCCACUUUCCACAGCCAGAUCAACGCUGACCACACCUCCACGCCACGGUCGUAAAAUCCUCAGGAUGUAUAAAGGGGGGAACAUGAGAAAAAGAGGAACCACAAUCUGAUCAGAGCAGACGAAGAUGGAGCUCUCCAUGGUGAACUGGGUGGUUGUGUCUGCGGGGUUCCUGCUGAUCUGGGCCAGCGCUGGCUCAGCUGCACCCUUGGAGUGCCACUUCAACUCAAGAGCGCUGUGUGUGUUCGCGGGGAAGCAGUACUCCCUGGGGGAAUCCUGGAUGGACGAUGCCUGCAUGCACUGCACCUGUCUGCACCCUGUUGGUGUCGGUUGCUGUGAGACAGUGCAUCGGCCGGUGGACUUCCCCGCCUGGUGUGAGGUACGGGUGGAACCAGUGACCUGCAAAGUGUUUCUGGUCCAGACAGCUGACCCUCGCCAGCUGUGCUACCCAGGUGAAACAAACCAGGAUCCGAGCCACGGAUCGCUUCACCUGCAGCAGCAGCAGCAGCAGCUUGAGGGUUAGAGACGAUUACGUGCACCGGUGAAGUUAUUUUAAACACAUAAUGAACCAUUUGUGUGAUUCUUGUGUACGCCAGACUUCCGUGUCUCCACACUUUAACGUUUUAAGUGCAGUUUUUAUCUCCU
This is a messenger RNA of Nothobranchius furzeri (turquoise killifish), 662 nucleotides long. RefSeq names its product microseminoprotein, prostate associated 1 (gene msmp1). Gene Ontology annotation, cellular component: cytoplasm. The record is from RefSeq and is a predicted model, not a curated record. NCBI's taxonomy places the organism in Eukaryota, Metazoa, Chordata, Actinopteri, Cyprinodontiformes, Nothobranchiidae.